Messenger RNA from Patella vulgata (common limpet), 3472 nucleotides. RefSeq lists its product as uncharacterized. The record is from RefSeq and is a predicted model, not a curated record. The transcript is spliced from 6 exons. Bases 149 to 2965 code for a protein of 938 amino acids. NCBI's taxonomy places the organism in Eukaryota, Metazoa, Mollusca, Gastropoda, Patellidae. Gene Ontology annotation, cellular component: cell periphery.
GAUGUCAACACCGGGGUUUACAUGCGCACUGUGGCUGAAUACCUAUUGGUUGGUGCGAGUAGCAGUAUGAUAGUUUUUCUGGUCCUUUUAUACAUUUUACGAUUCUAGAGAAAUUGCUUAUAUUAGAGUAUCUCAAGAAGAAGUUAAAAUGAAUUAUGUGACCGGAUGGCUGACAUUUAUUAGUAUUGUAUGUGUCCAGAGAUUAAUUUGUAGUAGUAACACAGGUGGUAUGUAUCAGUUGAUGGCGCCGCUCCUGUAUCAAGCUUUUUCUGGGGAUCUAGAAAUAGAGUACAAACUCUUAACCAACGUGUCUCUACCUCAUGCCUUUGUGCGGUUGCUCUGUAUCAAUGAUCCGAAACCUUUAGAAGUUACCACCCUUGCUCUGCCUUUGGGUGUCAAUGAUGGACGUUUACUUGUUAUGUGCGGUAUAUUAGAGGUUGCUGGUAGAUAUGUAGCUAGAUUAUACACGCAUGAAGGAGGAACCAUUCUAACAGAAGCAAAAUUUGAUGUUUCUUGGCCAUCUAUUCAUCUAACUUUACCAGACAAAUAUGUUGCCUUGACUACCGGUGUUAAAAUGCGUAUUUCGUCAUCAGUUUCGUGUAAGUCGUUACUGAAUCGGGAGAAAAUGGUUUUAGCAAUUUAUCACGUGAGAGGUGAUAUUACUGAUCAAUUACCCCUCGGAUCAUCAAACCUGAUAACUAACACUACCAUGAUAGAUUUUACCAGUCAAGUGGAACAUGAAUUUCCUUGUAAUUUCUUUGACGUUGACGGUUCGUACCAAGCUGUGUUGAAAUCUACGUAUAAGCUUGGUACUGAGAUAACCAGAAGUAACAUUAUGGCAGCAGUAUGGAGCGAUCAUUAUAAUAUAAAUAUUAGAACAGACUCUGUUUUUCCUUGUCCAAAUUUAUUAAAUAUUCUUUAUACGCGUCCAUCAUGUCCCUCCAAAGAUAAGAUACGAAUAUUUAUGUUAAAAAAGGAAGUUAAAGGCUCUCUAGCAUCGCCAUUACAGCGGAAAUACGUGUUUGAAAGACGGAUUAGUCCAGAUAUGACUAUGUUAAGACUGAGUUGUAAUUUAUUUAAUACAACAUCAGCGGGAUAUUGUUUUAUGUAUGUCAGUGUUUCUAAAAUUGGUAGUGUACAGGAACAGAAACAAGUUUGUCUAUCAGCGCAUCCUAACUCAGAUGGUAAAUGGAGUAGUUGGUCUGAAUGGGGAAAAUGUUCACCAUCGUGUGGUGCUGGUAAAAGAAGUAGAUAUAGAUUAUGCAACACACCAGCACCAGCUAAUGGUGGACGGUUUUGUAGUGGUGAAGCAUUCCAGUGGCAGUCAUGUUACAAUAUGUGUACAGAUAAGAUUCCAGAUACACCUUUAAAGGUGAUGUCAUUUGAUUCAAUGUGUACUUGUGGUUGUCAAGUAAAAGCUGAGUCAGGGGGGAUAACUGCAAGUGGCAGAUGUCCCGGAAAGGCUGUGUGGCUAAUCCGUACUUCUUCAUCACAUCGAAUUCGUUUUGUGUUCAAGUACAUAGAUCUAUUAGUUGAUAAACAGGUUGUGACUAUAAGAAAUGGUGAUAAUGACAAUUCAGAUUUGUUAUAUAGAUCAAGUGAAGGCGACUUUAAAAGAGAGAUUUAUUCAUCUGGAAAUACAUUAUUAGUAGAACUAUUCACCAGCACCAACGAAACACUACAUAUGUUAAAUGUAACAUUACCUGUUUAUUUUCAUGGAUUUAUGGCAACAUUUGACAGUGAAGUUGUUUCUCCAAGCAGCUCUUCAAUUAUAAGGCGGGAAAUGGUAUCAAUUUUGGAUAGCUCCGCAACUACCGUUGGUAUAGCUUUGUGCAUAUUAAUAGUGAUAAUAGCCGUGGUUUUUGUAGCCUUCCAUAAAACAUUUCAAAAACGUCGCCAUAAGUAUGCCAUGGCUGGAACAGACAGUCCUGUGCGCAGUUUACAUGACCAUAGCUGUCAUGAUAGUAAUGACGCCAUUGAAGAUCACGAAAUUCAAGUUAGAUUAGCAGAUGAAACCAAGCGAAAACAGUUAACACCAACUAAUGGCGUUUCUCGGAAAUCAUCUGUGACAAGUGUGUGUAGUAAUGGACUGAAACGUUUUCGUUCUAAAGCAGAUAGCGACAUUAUUCAAAAACCCUCCAAUAAAGGCUACACACCUUUGGUUAGUCCAAUAGGGGCAAGUGACACGCCGGAAGUUCAUUCUACAGACAGAAAGUUUUUCCAAGGAAGUCCGAGUUUACGCAAAUGUGCCCCUCGGUCACCAAAAGUACAUCCGUCCCCUAAAUUAAGACAUGUGACAAUAAACAGCCAACCAGACUCUCCUGUUUCUACAAAACAAGAAUUGUUAACUAAAAAACGCUAUGAACCAUCCGAUAAUAUUAACGAUAAGAUAACACCUACUAAUACCGAUCAAAAAACACCUACUGUAGAUUUGGCCUUAAAUAGGUUUAUUGCCAAAAGAAACACGGACAAUGUUCCCAAAAACAGUGACAUAUCGCUAGCUACUAUACAAAAUGGGGAAGUCAUUGAGAAACCGUUAAAAAAAGAAACUUCCUUCAUACAAACUGUGCCUAAAGUUCCACGUCCUACAUCCCUAUCAGAAAGUUUCUCCUUGGAUACUAUAAACAAACCGGCAAAUGGUGGUAGCUUGAUGGCGUGUGAAAGAGAUCGUCUUUUACCUAAACCUGAUGGACAAAGUCCAAAAACCUAUCGUGAAGAACAGGCUUUACUCGUUAGUCCAUCAUCUUCUAAACCUAGUAAAACUAGCAGUAAACAAUCGUCAAUGACAUCUCCUUCUCAUAGUGUUCAAACACCUUCUGAAAUAGCACUUGAUGGCUUAGAAUUAGAAUAUGAUGAUUUUAUAGAAGAUGACCCUUUGUCCUAUUUUGAUUAUGAUGAAAUGCAGAGAUUGAAGUGGCAUGGUGGUGAGAAAAUUGGUAAACCUAUAAAUGAGGAGGACGAUUAAUGUUUGCUUAUAUUAUUAUUUUUAAAACGAGAGCCAGCUUUUGCCGAAAGGUCUGCUUCCUAAUACCCGGACAUUUUAAUCAUUUUCAAUGAGAAAGUUAUUUCAAAUUAUUAUAUAAAUCACAGAAAUGUACGCUAUUUAUUUAUUUCUUUAUUGAUUUGUUUAAAUAUGUAAACACAAAUAGAUCGAACAAGGUAUAAUUGUGCAUUCCAGUAUAAUCCCAGAUAAUCAAUAUCGUUGAUUCGGUACAACGAGCAGCUAAUGUGAGGUCCCUGUUGCCUUCUAUUGUUUCAAUAGAAAUGCAAAAUAUUGUUGGUUAAUAAUUCUAAAAGAAUUUUAUAUUUGUGUUUAAUAUUUAUUUGAUACACGCCCUAGUCAUUUUGUAAUAUCAAGUUACACUGUUUAACAGUAUUCAGAUUAUGUAGAGAGAAAUAUAUUAGAGAUAUAUUAUUUUGUUUGAGAAUAAAAACAUAGAUAUAACGAUGCUUAUUCAAAACUAAGCUUUGA